Messenger RNA from Ilex paraguariensis (yerba mate), 1347 nucleotides. NCBI's taxonomy places the organism in Eukaryota, Viridiplantae, Streptophyta, Magnoliopsida, Aquifoliales, Aquifoliaceae. The record is from the annotation of a GenBank genome assembly.
AUGGAAGAGAAUUUGGCGGAUGACGAUAUCGAAAUCGAAUUAGCACCUAUAGCUGUCCAGUUGGCAUAUGUUCAGCAGCUCCUUGGACGCACACAAGAAGCCAUUGAAUCCUUCACAGGCAUUAUCAAGCGAAAUCUGGUGGAUGAACCCUCCAUUGCUGUGGCAAUAAAUAAUCUUAUCGCAUUGAAAGGUCCCAAAGAUGUCUCUGAUAGCCUAAGGAAACUUGAUCGGAUAAUGGAGAAAAGCAAUGGACCACAGAGCUUCCAGUUUGCUCGUGGACUGGACUUGAAGCUUUCACCAAAACAAAGGGAAGCGAUUUACAUCAAUCGGGUGCUGCUGUUACUUCACUCUAAUAAAAUGGAUCAGGCUCGAGAACUUGUUACUGUGUUGCCAGGCAUGUUUCCUGACAAUGUGAUGCCAGGGCUGCUUCAAGCUGCCGUCUUUGUGAGAGAGAACAAGGUUGGAAAAGCUGAAGAAAUACUGGGGCAGUUUGCAGAAAAGUUCCCUGACAAGUCCAAGGUGGUUCUCCUUGCAAGGGCACAGGUUGCUGCUGGUGGUGGUCAUCUUCAAAUUGCUGCCGAGUCUCUUGCAAAGAUACCUGAUAUUCAACACAUGCCUGCCACAGUUGCCACUCUUGUCUCUCUUAAAGAGCGGGCUGGAGACAUUAAUGGUGCCGAUGCCAUCUUUGAUUCUGCAAUCAAGUGGUGGUCGAAUGCCAUGACUGAAGACAAUAAGCUGAAUGUCAUCAUGCAAGAGGCUGCUUCUUUUAAACUCAAGCAUGGGCGGAAGGAGGAGGCUUCCAGACUCUAUGAGCAGCUUGUUAAAAGCCACGGAAGUAUUGAGGCUUUGGUAGGGCUAAUCCGGACAGCUGCUCUUACAGAUGUUGAGAAAGCGGAACUUUAUGCGAAACAACUUAAACCGUUGCCUGGUUUGAAGGCAGUUGAUGUCGACAAUUUGGAGAAAACUUCUGGCGCAAAGCAUGUUGAAAAUGGGCCUCAACUGGGCAUCACUGAACCAUAUGAAACCAAGAGCAAAGAGAAAGCAAAGAAGAAGAGGAAGAGAAAGCCGAGGUAUCCAAAAGGGUUUGACCCUGCAAACCCGGGUCCUCCGCCAGAUCCAGAACGGUGGUUACCUAAGCGGGAGAGGUCUAGUUACAGGCCAAAACGAAAGGAUAAGAGAGCAGCUCAGAUUAGAGGUUCUCAAGGCGCAGUAGCUAAAGAGGCUGUCAAUGUUGUGAAUUCAAAAUCGAACCAAACAUCUAGCUCCAAAGGAGCAUCACAGAAUUCUGUUGCAGAGCAAUCUAAGCCUUCUUCGUCUAAGUCAUCAAGGAAGAAGUCCCGAAAUUAG